CCACCUUGUUGAUAGUUUGUGGAAGUGGACUGCUCCUUCUAAAAUGUGGCCUUUCUCCUGAGUCUCUGGUGUCUUUGAGUUCACGAAAAAGCAACACAAAGCAUUAAAAUGUGGAUACUGACGCCGCUGCAGCCUGGAGAAUUGUAACAGUUGAAGACCGACAAAUGGUGAUAUGUGAGACCCACUAUCUCCUCUCCAGUAAAGAGUACGUGGUGGGGCGCAAGAACUGUGACAUCCUCCUGCCCAACGACCAGUCCAUCAGCAGGGCUCAUGCUCACCUCACUGCUGCCGACCAGACUCUGACUCUGAAAGACACCUCCAAGUAUGGUACAUUUGUCAAUAACCAGCGCUUGACAGAGAACUCACCCAUGAACCUGAAGUCAGGUGACAACGUUACAUUUGGGGUUUUUGACAGCAAAUUCAGUGUGGACCAUCAGAAGCCAGUGGUGUGUUCGUCAUGUUUGGACAACGAUGGCAAGACAUUGCUUUCUCAGGCUCUGCUGUCUGUUGGUGGAAAGCUGGUCAACACCUGGACUAAGGAGUGCACUCACCUGGUGAUGCCCUCUGCUAAAGUCACCAUCAAGACUAUUUGUGCUCUGCUGUGCUGCCGUCCCGUCGUGAAGCCAGAGUUCUUCUCAGAGCUCAGCGAAGCCGCUCAGCGAAAAUCACCCCCUCCCAAAGCUGAGAGUUUCAUCCCUGAAAUCGAUGAGCCCAGCUUGAGUAAAGAGGAUGUUAACCUUGGAGCAAUUCCAGGUCGCAAACAGCUUUUCACUGGAAAGACUUUCAUUUUCCUCAAUGCCAAACAGCUAAAGCGCCUGAGUGCAGCAGUGAGUUUUGGAGGUGGCAGGAGUCAGCUGCUGGAGGAGGGCUCUCUGCCUCGGGACCUGCUGGAGUCUCUACAGAGCUGUGUGGUAGAUGCUACAACAGGCAGCUCCCAAACUUUGCUCUCUUCCUCCACUGUAGAGUGGGCAAACUCUGUGAAGAACAUUGUUCAAAGAAAAGGCCUCAGAGUCAUCACAGAGUCUGAAAUUGGUUUGGCUGCUAUCUAUGCUUCAUGUGACCAGUACUGCAAUCCAUCUAGUUUAAUACCAACCUCAGAGUCUGAACCAAAAGUGAAUCCCAGAAUUCCAAGUGCUUCGCUGUCAGAGAGCGUGGCGGUGGACGAGACUGUGUUACCUGCUGCAUCUCAGAACAUCACAGCAUAUGCAGUUAACACAGAGCCAUCACAAGGGACAGAGUUGAGCGAAGUUACAGGGGUGACGGCAGUGGGGGAGACUCCUGAGAAGAAGCAAACCAGUCAGCUCCGUGGAUCCAAACCUGAAGCUCAGAAAACGGCCACUCAGUGCUUCGUGGCUGAUACAAUGAGGUCAUCAUUCAACACUGUAGAGAACACAGACUCACAGAGGAGGAAGCCCGAGUCCAAAAUGACAGGUGCAGGCAGUAGUGGCAUUUGGCCCCAGCCGUCCAUUCCUAGGACCAAUGGUGGCACAAAGACAUUCCUGCAGAACCAGUCUCCUCAGAAACCAAAAAACUCUCCGCAGGCUUCCCCACAGAAACAAUCAACUCUGACCAGUUUCUUUAAACCAGCCAGCAGAAAAAGGCCUUUGGAGGACGAGCUCUUCGCUGUUAUGUCAGAACCGAAACGGCCUGUACUGGAAUCUCCUGUCAGCAUACAGGCACCAAAAACCUCAGUCACAUCUAAAGAAACAUUCUUACAUUCAGACGCUGUCCCUGCAGCAACAUCCCAGACUCCACUGGGGUCAGCAGCUGAUCUUUUCGUAGGACGGUCAGAGGCUCAGUCAGACAGGGUCUCCCACGCUGUCCAGGAGGAGCCACGAAGUAGAAAGAGGAAGGAGAUGGAAGCAGAGAUACAGAUGGAUGAACUGGAGUCUAUUAUGUCUGAGGAUAUGGACUUUGAUGAGCAACCCUCAUAUAAUCAAGGCCAGCAAGAACAGCUACUGAAGCCCAGUUCAGCUGAAAAGAACCAGGGUGUAAAUACUGUGGAGGCUUUAUCUUCAAGUAAGAGGCAACGGGUCAACCUGGAAGAAAAUGGAAAAGGGCCACAGGUGGGCCUGGAAAGAGAUUCAGGUUCCCAUAAGAGCCAAAAAUCUGAACAGCAUAUCGUCUCUAUCAAGACAGAGCAGGUCGAUCCUUUUGAAUACGGGACUUAUCUUGAGUCCAGCAAACCUCCAAAAGCCCCAUCUGCCAGUACGAGUACAAACAUCGAGCCUUUUGAAGAGGACGAGGCAUCCUUUGUUGAGGAUUUAGAGCUGCUCAACGUAGAUAUUUGUCAGCCUAAAGAAGAGCCAAAGACCCCCUUGAAACCUGUUACAGUCAAACAGGAAGUCCAAGAGGAGUCAAAGACUGAUGAAGACCUUCCUAAAAAGGUGGUAUUAGUGGAGUUUCGAUCUCUCACAGUGUCUGCCCCUCCCAAAACCAAACCACAGAAGAUGCAGGAUAUCAGCUACGCAAAGAACUACAAAAGUUUCCGCAAGAUUGGCGUGCCAGGUGCAGAGCGCUCACCCAACAUCAUUGGAGGGUCUGCUCUGCUGGUUCACAACAGAGGCAAGAACUGUGAUCUGGAUGAAUGGCUGAAAGAUGCAGCUGAGGAGGAGCGUCAGAACAGACAGGAAGAGACCGUAGGAGAUGACCUCUUUAGGUACAACCCCACCAAACUAAUCAAGAGAAGAUGAAACGCCUUCAUCUUGGCAUCCUACAGAGGGAAUUCAUUUCAAAGGCGCAGGAAGUAUAUCAGACUCCCAUCAUCGCUUAAAAUAAAGACUCCAUAAUUUCAUAGAUAACUUUUGAUAACUGUUGACCAAUACAAAGUACAGUAGUGUUAACUGCUUCAUGACUGCUAAAAUAAUCAGAAAUGUUCGCCAGCGUUUUGUUCUUCUGUUCUUCCUGUUCUGUCUAUAAUUAUCUUCAUCCUUUGCUCUAAUUAAGCCACUGACAGUAAGAAAUGUAACAAAACUGUCUCAUGUUCAGAGAUGUUUCUUAAAGUUUUUAUUUGUCAAUAAAAAAAUGCGGCAUACAAAACAUUAAAAACUCUUUAAUUGUACAAGAGAGCAUUCAAACCCUACAUGCUGAAAGCAGCUGUUCCUUUGUUUUGAAGUUAAGACCAAAUGUGUUCCCUGGUUUUAGCUGAACUAGAAACUUAAAAGGGAUUCAAGUCGCCGUUUCUUAAAUAAUGUCUGAUGAGCCAACCAUACAGGCACUUUCACAGAUCUGAAACUGUUCAAAUAAGUUGUCGUCAUGCAAAAAUAGCUAUGGGCAUUUCUGUGCAGGUGGUUGAACCCCACCUCCCCCUUUAUUUUCAAGGCAUGUGCCAUGUAUGGGUUGAGAACUGACUCAGCAUUCAGCAUUAAUUGUGCAGUAAUAAAAGUUUUUUUUUUUUCAUGGGCAAAAGAAUGUCAAAAGGAAGAAGGAGACUGGUCUUUAACCACAGUUCUUUUAUCUAUUGCAAUGGGCUUAUUUUGCUUAAUAAUUUAUGAUUAAAGCACAUUUUCUACUACUACUACUGGAGUACUAUUUAAAAACCAGACAAAUCAGUACUAAAAUAUACUAUAUGGAUGGACACACAAUAAAUCUGUCAGUGUUUGGAGUUGACAGUGGUCGACAGUUGUGUCCAACCUGGAUGUAUCAGGUUUUAUUUUUAAAAAAGGAAAAUAUAAUUAUAAUAAUAAUAAUAAUAAUUAGACUCUCCAUGUUUGAGUCCCCCAGU
Molecule: messenger RNA, 3724 nt
Organism: Morone saxatilis (striped sea-bass)
Lineage: Eukaryota; Metazoa; Chordata; Actinopteri; Moronidae
Gene: nbn
Product: nibrin
Exons: 18
Coding region: 165-2693 (842 amino acids)
Biological process (GO): double-strand break repair via homologous recombination; mitotic G2 DNA damage checkpoint signaling; telomere maintenance
Cellular component (GO): Mre11 complex; nucleus
Molecular function (GO): damaged DNA binding; protein binding
Source: RefSeq, a predicted model, not a curated record